Toxorhynchites rutilus septentrionalis is the source of this 2303-nucleotide messenger RNA. It is a transcript of the gene sea, whose product is annotated as putative tricarboxylate transport protein, mitochondrial. The record is from RefSeq and is a predicted model, not a curated record. The coding region runs from base 622 to 1584 and encodes 320 amino acids. Gene Ontology annotation, biological process: mitochondrial citrate transmembrane transport. The transcript has 4 exons. Lineage: Eukaryota; Metazoa; Arthropoda; Insecta; Diptera; Culicidae.
GACUAAGCCUCGUAUUAAUUGAAUGCAGCAAUGCUUGCUGGAGGUCAUUUAACUGGAGAUACAACAGUGUUGAACAUAGUUUAUUGGGUGUUGCAUAACACCCCAGUGAGACCACUGUAACAUAAAGCGUUCAAAAUCAACAAUAUAACACGGGGAAACGAUUCGUUUUGUAACCUUCGAGGUCAAUAUCAAAUGAACGUAUACAAUUCGCGCAGAAUUUGAUUCACAUGUGCGUGGUACGCGUCGCCUACUGUUGCCGGGCAACAAUCAGCAAUAGACAUCUCCCCAUCGUUUGCCGGGUGCAAUGCGUGCUAUCUGUCGACCAGAAACAACAGGUUUUUUUUUUAUUGUAUUUACAAAGGUGACCAAUCAACCAAAGUACAAUAAAGGGCAUCAGAUAGUGUAUCGCAUGUUUGUGUAUUAAUGCAAAAAAUCGGCUUCUAAGAGGAUUGCGCAAUCCUUCAUAGAAAGGCGAUCUCCGGAGAUGAGCUAGGGGUGUCAUCUUUAUUUUGAGAGUACUAUAUUUCAAUGCAAUUUUCUGAGCAUCAAUCACGGGUGUAACGAAUAGAUACGAACGAUUAGUGACAAUACUCAUGAUACAGCACCUCCACGUACCAUACCAUGGACCGAAAAUUCAUCACAAGUAGGCAAAAUUUCCAAAAUCCUUUCGGACGAAGACCAUGGAUGGAACAGUGUGGUGCCGCAGCACCGGCCGGUGGUGGUACGGGUCUCAAGGGAAUUGUUGCAGGUGGAAUUACGGGUGGAAUCGAGAUUUGUAUCACGUUUCCGACAGAGUACGUCAAAACACAGCUCCAAUUGGAUGAGAAGGGUGCUACCAAGCAGUACAGCGGAAUCGGCGAUUGCGUUAAGAAAACUGUCAAAAAUCAUGGUUUCUUUGGUCUGUAUCGUGGCCUCAGCGUACUUCUAUAUGGAUCGAUACCAAAGUCUGCAGUCAGGUUCGGCGCCUUCGAGACGUUCAAAGGGCAGCUCUUGGAACCGAAUGGUCAGCUGAGCACCUCGGGGAAACUGUUGGCCGGACUGGGAGCCGGUGUGGCGGAAGCCAUACUCGCCGUCACACCGAUGGAAACAGUCAAAGUGAAGUUCAUCAACGAUCAGCGCAGCGCCAAUCCCAAGUUCAAAGGAUUCUUCCACGGGGUUGGGAUGAUUGUUCGACAGGAAGGUGUGUCUGGUGUGUAUAAGGGCCUCACUGCGACCAUCAUGAAACAAGGCUCGAAUCAAGCCAUCCGAUUCUACGUGAUGGAGUCGCUGAAGGAACUCUACAAAGGCAACGAUCAAUCGAAACCUGUGCCGAAACUCAUCGUUGGCGCUUUCGGUGCCGUAGCCGGAGCGGCCUCCGUUUUUGGCAAUACACCUAUCGACGUGGUGAAAACUCGAAUGCAGGGCUUGGAAGCGGCCAAGUAUAAAAAUACCGUUGACUGUGCGGUCCGAAUUUGGAAGAACGAAGGACCAGCAGCGUUCUAUAAGGGAACAGUUCCACGGCUCAGUCGUGUCUGUUUAGAUGUUGCGAUCACAUUCAUGAUAUACGACUCGUUCAUGGAGCUAUUCAACAAGUUCUGGCAUUAAUUAGGUUGACAGAAUUUCUCCGAUUUGCCAUUCAGUGUGAAAAGUUACAAUUAGCUUUCACCCUCCAACCACCUCCCCCCUCCCCCCCCCCGAAAAUGCCUAACGAAGCGACAAGACUAAUCACAUAUGCGUAUCUCAAUGCAAUCAGGGAGCAAUUUGCAUAAGCACUGUUGACUUAAUCAACAAAAUGCAAAGUAAUCUGCACACAGCAUUUUAGAGGAGUAAAUCUCAAUCUUUUAGUAGCCAACCCAAUACAGGAAAGCAACUUAGUGCACUUCAAAAGCGAACCACUAUACGGUGCAUUCCUAAUGUAUUCCAAUAACAGUGUCUAGUUUAGAGAGGGAAAAUAGACGCACGGGUAGAAUAUAAGCACAGAAUUGUUAAAUGUGUUUUGUGAAGUGCACAAACAUUGGUGGACAGUUCCACAAGCUUGUUCUCGUGCAAAUUAUUGUUUAUGCUUUGAUUCGUAUUGUAAGAUGCCAUUCCAAUUCAUGAGUAUAAGCAGCGAAACACAUUACAUCAUUCCGUAUAAAAAUGGGUGUUAACAUAUAUUAUAUUAUAUGAAAAUUUUCCGUACUUUUUAGCGAACCGGUAUAAUUUUCCUAUUCGGUAAUGAUCGAACAAAAGAACGAUUAUAUAUUAUAUUUAUUGUUUGACGUGUAAUAUAUUGAAGUAAUUGUAUUUGUGGUACUUAGAAUAAAGAGAUACAGAUUACCAGA